CAUUUUUGUUCUGCAUUUUCUGAGCAAGGGAAAAAAAAUGAGGGGAAACCAUGAUCUGGAAUUUACCAGUUUUCCUAAUGAUGUUCUCAGGCAUAUGGUUUCAUUCCUUCCAUUAGAACAGGCGGUGAGAACAAGCAUCCUUUCGUCUCGAUGGAGAGCCAUCUGGCUUCCGGAACAAUUCACUACUGAAGAGGUAGAAGAAAUUGCAGCCAUGCUGUUGGGGCCUGCCGCUGUUCAUCAGAUAUGGAAACUCUGUUUUCUAACAGGGGAUGAAACAGUCCACAUCUUGGCUAGGAAAGGUGUAAAUGGAGAAGUUCGGCUGGAAUUUGAGGAGAUGCAGGAAGAAAUGACUAGUUUCCGGUUGAAGUUAGAACCGGAAGUCCUCGCAGGUGGAUUUUCUUCUUCUGUCCGGACUCUCCAUCUCCGAUCAGUGAACAACCUUGGGAAAGAUUUUUCUUCCACUCUGUUCUCCAGGUGCCAGUUUCUUGAAUCUCUGAAGCUCCAACACUGCCGCGGAUUGCAGAUUCUUGAUUUAGAAGCUAACGACUGCUUUCGUAGCCUGGAAGUAUCAGAUUGCCCGGAGAUGGAAAAUAUCACUAUUUCAGCAAGAAAUCUUCAUUUUUUCUCAUACCAAGGUGUUACUCCUCUGAUUCAACUGAAAAACACUUCAAAAUUGGUUGAAGUGUCGCUUAAUUUCGAUGGUUUAGGGGAAAACAGAGAGUUUGAUUCCGAGGAUGUUGUUGCUCUUUUAGCUUCUCUAGAGGAAAUGCAGAUACUCACCAUCAAGGGAUGGUUUCUUGAGUGCUUGUGCUCGGCCGGAGUAAUUUUCCGGUGGCUUGAGUUCAAAUUAAACAAGCUGAAAGAACUGUAUUGGAUAGACUCUCAUAUGAACAAGAGGAACCGGGACUCUUUAGCUUGCUUCCUCAACAUAUGUCCCUCCUUGGAGAAGUUGCAUAUCAAAGUGAGUUUUUGCUUCCUCUUUCUUCUUCUUCUUCUUCUUCUUCUUCUUCUUCUUCUUCUUCUUCUUCUUCUUUUGUUUUUGUUUUUGUUUUUUUCCAAAUGGUUAAGUUUCCCUUACGUCAUAGCUUAAACUUUUAAAUAAAGUUAUUUUGAAUUUGGCAUCAAACUCUUCAAUAUGGUUGUCAGUGUUUGAAUUCUAGUUACAGCCUCUUUUAGAAAUUUCUUCUGUAUGCCUUAAGCCCAACGGAUGUGGGAUGUUUUGUAGCAUAGGUUCUUGAGCCUCAGCCUGAUAGCUUAAAACGCUUCCUGACUAAAAUUUUGCUUUAUAAACUUAAUGUUUCUCUCUCCUUUUUUUUUUUAUUUUUUAUUUUUUAUCUUAAUAAUCUUCAGAUUGACCCGAGCCGCAACAGGGUACCCUGUCCAUUUUUCCAUCAUUAUUUGCAUGAACCUCACCUCUGGAUGGAUAACGCAACUGUAGAGUGCAAUACUUCUGAACUUAAACACCUAAAGAUGGUUGAGGUUCUGGGUUAUACAGGAGAAGAAGAUCAGUUGUUGUUGAUGAACCUCCUGUUCAAGAAGGGGGAUAAACUUGAUUCAAUCACUGUAACUUCACGGGAGAAUCGUUCGUGGCAGGUCGCCAAGACCCCCCAGAGUCAACUUAAGCAAACGUGGAAUUGGAAUGAUGAUAACAAGGAGAGCAAGAAAUCUUUUUUGUCGUUACUGAUGGAAGACUUCUUGGGUUUUUUAUAUCCAGCAAAAGCUGAACUUUGUUAUAAUACCUUUUGGUUUUAAUCUUGCUUUCUCCCUCUUAUGUAUUUUGAAUGUUUGAUUAGAGAUUCUAUAAUCUGUAUCUGCUAAAUUUGUUUGUCAUCUUCAGUGUUUCAUAUUCAUGAUCCUCCGCCCUGGGCCAAGGGUGUUCCCUGCUUCGGAAAAAGAGUUUGCUUUUUCACGUUAUUCAGUAAAGUGUCAUUGUUUUU
Rubroshorea leprosula is the source of this 1937-nucleotide messenger RNA. NCBI's taxonomy places the organism in Eukaryota, Viridiplantae, Streptophyta, Magnoliopsida, Malvales, Dipterocarpaceae. The record is from the annotation of a GenBank genome assembly.